This is a messenger RNA of Anopheles moucheti, 1171 nucleotides long. It is a transcript of the gene Fer1, whose product is annotated as pancreas transcription factor 1 subunit alpha. Lineage: Eukaryota; Metazoa; Arthropoda; Insecta; Diptera; Culicidae. Gene Ontology annotation, biological process: regulation of transcription by RNA polymerase II; developmental process. Gene Ontology annotation, molecular function: protein dimerization activity; DNA-binding transcription factor activity, RNA polymerase II-specific; RNA polymerase II transcription regulatory region sequence-specific DNA binding. The record is from RefSeq and is a predicted model, not a curated record. Bases 172 to 1074 code for a protein of 300 amino acids. The transcript is spliced from 3 exons.
GUGUCCCUUUUCGGGGGGAAACCGUGGCUGUGGGUGUGGUUCUUUAAGUGUGCCACUUGAGGAUGUAAAGCAACAGUGUUAAUUUUCAGAAUUAAAGCAAUUUACCAAAGAGACGAAUCUAGUCACGUCCAUCUAGUCACGUUAAGUACCGCUUCCCCAAAACUUUCCACCAUGUUCUCGAUGGAUUCGUUCGACUUUGAGGCGGUUAUGAGCCGCCAUCUGUUCGAGGGACCGUCGGUGCAUCAGCAUCAAGGGCAGCAACCGUUGCAUCAUCUGCAGCAUCACUCCUCCUGCCAGCAGCAGCACCAGCAGCAGCAUCAACAGCAGCACCAGCAGCAGCAGCAUCACCAGCAUCCGCACAUGGACGGUGGUAGUGAUCAUCAUCUGGCGCAUAACAAUCAUCGUCAUCAGCAUGACUUCCAGCCGGUGCCACAUUCGCACGAUCAUCAACAGCAUCAGCUGCAUCAAGCGAACAAUGUCGAUUCGACCACGUCGAACAGUUCGGACUUUUUCCUUGCCGAUGAUGAAAACACCACCGACAGUGAUUCGUACUGUGGGUUUAACAGCGACCAGGAGAAUAAUGAUUCUAUGAAAGAAAUCUACAGCAACCGAUCGUCCAAGUACCGACGGCCGAAGUGCGCCUCCCAGCAAGCCCAACAACGACAGGCGGCCAAUCUUCGCGAACGGCGCCGGAUGCAGAGCAUCAACGAAGCCUUCGAAGGUUUAAGGACCCACAUUCCCACGCUGCCGUACGAGAAGCGUCUGAGCAAGGUGGACACUCUGAAGCUGGCCAUCAGCUACAUUUCCUUCUUGGGCGAAAUGUUACGAAAGGACAAAAAUGGCAAUGAAACCGGCACGAACGGCAUCAAGCGGGCGCCGGUGAAGGAACCACCGAAGAAGUUUAUCGUACGUGGUGGCAGCGGUCAGACACACUCACUUUCCUGGCACCGGAAGGGCGAUCGGAACGCAAACGGGCGCUACUUUGCACGCAUUUGGCGCCCGGAGGAUCCACGCAGCAACCAUCGCAAUAUCGCGGCCGGUCCAUCAACGUACGCAACGAACGGAAUCUGUUAGACGCCCUCCGGCCACGGGCAUUUCUAGGUCCACACUAACCAAUGUGCAACAAACAAUCUAGUCUUUGGCUGUCUGCGGCGUUUACUAUACCCGUAAA